Malaclemys terrapin pileata is the source of this 1067-nucleotide messenger RNA. RefSeq names its product probable G-protein coupled receptor 33. Gene Ontology annotation, cellular component: plasma membrane. Gene Ontology annotation, molecular function: G protein-coupled receptor activity; complement receptor activity. Lineage: Eukaryota; Metazoa; Chordata; Testudines; Emydidae. Bases 1 to 1050 code for a protein of 349 amino acids. The transcript has a single exon. The record is from RefSeq and is a predicted model, not a curated record. Gene Ontology annotation, biological process: inflammatory response; complement receptor mediated signaling pathway; phospholipase C-activating G protein-coupled receptor signaling pathway.
AUGGACCAAGGCAACACGACUCUCCUACCAACCACUGGGGCAAAUUCCACCCAGACCCCAGCAGCUGUGAGCGCUGCUCACCUGGCCACAGCCGUGUUGCUCUUCAUCACCUUCCUGGUGGGUGUGUUGGGGAACGGGUUGUACCUGUGGGUGCUGGGACUGAAGAUGAGGAGGACGGUGACCACGCUUUGGUUCCUUCACCUGGUCUCCUGCUACCUUCUCUUCACCCUGCUGAUCCCCUUCUUUGCCGUCUACGUCCUCCUGGGUUUCCACUGGGUCUUCGGCAUGGCCUUGUGCAAGUUCCUCAACACCUGCAUCUCUUUGGGCAUGUUCACCUCCGUCUUCCUUCUCACCCUCAUCAGCCUAGACCGCUACAUCCUCACUCACCAUCCCAUCUGGUGCCGGCAUCACCGCACCGUGCCCCGAGCUCAGAAGCUGGUGGUGGGUGUGUGGCUGGCCUCCUUUGCUCUCAGCGCUCCCUACCUGGCUUUCCGGGAGACCCAGGUGGUGGACGGGGGCAGAAUCAUCUGCAUCAACAAUUACACCCUCUCCACAGACUGGAACAGAACCGAAAUGCAGUACCUGGGGAGACGGGUCCACCAGGCUAUCUUCAUGGUCCGGUUCCUUUUGGGCUUCCUGCUGCCCUUCUGCACCAUCGUGGUAUGCUAUGGCAGGGUGGGGCUGAAGAUGAAGAAGAAGAAGCUUGCGUGGGCUAGGAAGCCCUUCAAAGUCAUGGUGGCUUCAAUGGUUUCCUUCUUUCUCAGCUGGCUGCCCUACCACCUCUACCAGAGCUUGAACUUCUACAAGAAGGAGGUGCCAGAGUCAGUGAUGGGUGCUCUUUUGGUCAUUUACACCUUCACGUCCUGCUUCAAUGCCUGCUUCACCCCCAUUCUCUACCUCUUUGUGGGCGAGAAGUUCUGGCAGGUCUUCAAGAUGUCUCUUCUCACUCUGGUCAAAGCAGCUUUUGUUGAUGAUCUCGGCAGCAGUGUCCCCGAGUAUAGUGGAAGACAUUGGUCUGAAGUUGAGAACACAAAACUGGAGAUGGUCUGAAGUUGUCCAGACUUAGG